This is a messenger RNA of Bufo bufo (common toad), 2545 nucleotides long. RefSeq names its product prostaglandin D2 receptor (gene PTGDR). The coding region runs from base 297 to 1310 and encodes 337 amino acids. Gene Ontology annotation, molecular function: thromboxane receptor activity; prostaglandin D receptor activity. Gene Ontology annotation, cellular component: plasma membrane. The record is from RefSeq and is a predicted model, not a curated record. Gene Ontology annotation, biological process: inflammatory response; positive regulation of cytosolic calcium ion concentration; G protein-coupled receptor signaling pathway. Lineage: Eukaryota; Metazoa; Chordata; Amphibia; Anura; Bufonidae. The transcript has 2 exons.
AUCAUAAUACAAUAUUACGGUUUUCAAAAACACGUCUGGCUAGAUUUACAACACUUCCUCUUUGAAAACUCCACUUCGCUGGCUCCAGUCCAGUGGCAGCAGAAUAGGAUACGCCUUGCUCAUGCCUUCUUUAUUUUACUUGUCAAUUGCUCCCCACCUCCUUCAGAUUUCCUGGGAGCUCAAGCACACUUCUAGAAGAGCCGGUUUCAGACAGAUGAGUAGACCAGACCUUAGGGACAUCGGCUUCUGCCUCAUCUUGACUUGUGGACAAGUCUUGUCUCCAUACUAGUCUUCACAUGGAGCUUUACCCAUGUUCUAACAGCACUGCCAUCCAAGGGGAUUAUUCGGUGAUCCCAAGCUCCUUGCUGUUUUCUGCCGGUCUACUAGGAAAUAUCAUCGCCAUUUUCAUCCUAUGGCAACACAAGUUAAGCGCAAGGAAAAAAACCUCCGUCUUUUAUAUCUUGGUUACUGGUCUGACUGUAACCAACCUGUUGGGAAAAUGUUUGGUGAGCCCCAUGGUGUCUGCUGCUUACUCCAAAAACCAAACCCUGGUGGAGAUGGCAAAAGACCGGAGGAUGUGUGAUGUCUUCAGCUUCUUCAUGAUUUUCUUUGGCUUGGCCCCAAUGCUUAUUCUUCUGGCCAUGGCUCUGGACUGUUGGAUUGCCUUGGCAAAUCCAUUCUUUUAUCAUACGUACAUCACCAAAAAAUUUGCCAUGCUGGUCCCGGUGGUGGUAUACGCCUUCAGCGCUGUAUUCUGUUCAAUGCCGUUCUUCGGCAUUGGGAAGUUUGAACAGUAUUGUCCAGGGACCUGGUGCUUUAUACAAAUGACCGUGGAGGACUCGCAGCCUAAAGUUUUGGCUUAUUCUUUACUUUAUGGAACAGUUAUGGGACUACUAGUUGUAGCCAUCAUCAUCUGCAAUGUGGCUACCAUGAGACUCCUUUACCAGAUGUAUCAGAACCAGAGGUGUUCCCUCAAAGUUGGACCCAAGGUAGAAUUUGUUAAGCAGUCCGGCAUGGAGGCGCUCGAUCAUCUAAUCCUCUUGGCAGUCAUGACAGUCGUUUUUUCAAUUUGCUCCCUUCCUUUAACUUUCAGAGUCUACAUCGGAGCCUUCACGAAAGAGAAUAACGAAUACGCCGACCUUAUAGUCUUGAGGUUUCUCUCUAUGAACUCCAUAGUGGACCCUUGGAUUUUUAUCAUCUGUAGGACAUCAAGGUUUCACCACCAUUUGCAUAAACUCUGCAGCAGGAUUCACUAUAUAAGCAAUCCCCCGAGCCAGCUGCUGGAUGAGAGCUUUAAGAGUGAAUUGUAACCUGAAGACUUGGUUGGGAUUUCUAGGAAGUAGCCAAGAUUUUGGAAAGUUGACUAUGGAAAUAUGGGCCGACGCUCUUUCAUGCAGAAGAUGCACUCAAUGUAUUUACAAUGUAUAACUCUACUGAGAGGCGACAAGGGCCGCAGAGAUAUUCCAAGCAGGGUGCAUGCAUUCUCGACACAUGAGAAACAAUGUGGAUGUUUGUCCUGGAAACUCCGUCUGGUGACGUCAUGGAACUCGAUGCUCGAUACUAUGAUAUCAGGAAAGAUAGGAGGGAAGGAGGUGAACUGUGAAUGAGGGACAACAGAGGACCUCUUAUUUUUCAUAAACUAUGUCCCUGGUGGCCAUUGGUUUAGCAAUCUAGUCCCUGGAAUCCAGUGGGACCAUCCCUGUUAACUACUACUUUAGACUGUUCAUAUGAUCUUGGCCGUGUACAGGCAGGGAUGUUCUUCCUUAACUUUAACUGAGAUAUCCCGAGAUGUGCAGCAUGAGAUUAUUUGCAUUAAUCUGUUUGACGUUGUAAACCAUGCAAUUUUUUUUUUAAUCUGCUCAUCUCACUCUACACAUCUCAGGAUAUCUCAAACCAAGAGGAAAGGUAAGGAAGGACCCUAUAAAUAAAUUGUUGGACAGAGUGGGUCACAAAAUGAAAGAAACGAUACUGGCCUUACUGAUCCCCACUAGUCUCCAUUUCCUGAUCCCUUCAGCACACAGGAAAUGUCUGUUCAGCCAAUCACUGACGGAGGCGGGUCACCGCUGUUGCCAGUGAUUGGCUGAGUGGGCAUUUCCUUGUGUAGAGGUGGGACCAAAAAGUACAGACCAGCGGAGACCUGGCAGGGGCCACAAGCCUUUGGCUGAAAAAAAUGACUAGAGGGGCGGACAUACCGCCUAUGCAGCAGGUUCAGCUACACAGGGGCCCAGGUGGGAGUGGGACCCUUCCCAGCUGUAGAGCAGUAGUAGAAAUGUCCAGACUGCACUGCCAAGAUAAGUGUGGGGCUUAUCGGGCUGACGGGGGCAGAGCUUAGUGACCGAUGGGGCAGGUUUGGCUCUCUGAUGGAGUGGUGCGAAGCAGUGCUCCAGGGUCCCCCAGAUAUAACUUUGCUUGGGGCCCCAGAAAUACCAAAUCUGCCCCUGUCAAUAUCAAUCUGUCAAUAGGACAAGUCAUGUUAGCUACUUGGGGGGCACCUGAUGGACCUGGUCCUAAAGAUGCUCUAGCUAAAAAACUAACAAACAAAAAA